Messenger RNA from Culex pipiens pallens (northern house mosquito), 2702 nucleotides. RefSeq names its product H(+)/Cl(-) exchange transporter 7 (gene ClC-b). Gene Ontology annotation, cellular component: intracellular membrane-bounded organelle; lysosomal membrane. The record is from RefSeq and is a predicted model, not a curated record. NCBI's taxonomy places the organism in Eukaryota, Metazoa, Arthropoda, Insecta, Diptera, Culicidae. Gene Ontology annotation, biological process: transmembrane transport; chloride transport. The transcript has 5 exons. The coding region runs from base 213 to 2480 and encodes 755 amino acids. Gene Ontology annotation, molecular function: voltage-gated chloride channel activity.
AGCGCUUAAGUCGCUGUAUUGUAUACUAGCUAGCUUAGUCAUCGCUCGUCGAAACGGGAGGCCCAGGUGUAUUCGUGGUGUUUUCCCUUAGUGUUAUUAAGAUCUUUGUGACCAACGGGACAAUAAUGCAAGUGCCCCAAUUGACAACAAAUUGAAAACAUCACAUCAAGGUCAGAUUUUGGCGGAAUUCCCUUUCCAAGAAUUUUGGCAAAAUGUCCCUCAAGCAGCAACUGGUUCGCGACUCCGACGACGCGGACAGCGAUAAUGAAAACGGCAGUACAGGGCUGGAAUAUUCCGUUCGCAUGCCUGCGGAUGAUGAGGAACAAGAGCGACAGGAGAAUGGCCCGACAUUUACCAUCCGGCAGCGAAAGAAAAAGGGACAGUCUCCGUAUGAGAGCCUCGACUACGACGUGUGCGAAAAUGUCCUGUGGCAGCAGGAACACCGGAAGAUCGUGCCCCGGUUCACGGUGCGGAAGGACUUUUCCCGGUGGCUCAUUUCGAUGCAGAUUGGCAUCUGGACCGCGCUGGUCGCCUGUGCCAUCAACAUCGUGAUUGACGAGGUGUCGCGGCUCAAGUACGGCUUUCUGAAGCGAGCCGUGGACGAGAACGUGCUCGGCGGUGAUCUGGCCAUUCCGUACCUGUGGUGGGUGCUGCUGAACGUGGUUCCGGUGUUGAUCGGGGCGACGCUGGUGGCGUACGUGGAACCGGUCGCGGCAGGCAGUGGGAUUCCGCAGGUCAAGUGUUACCUGAACGGGGUGAAGGUGCCGCGGAUCGUGCGGAUCAAGACACUUGCCGUGAAGGCGGUGGGGGUGGUCACCUCGGUGGUUGGGGGUUUGGCUGGGGGUAAGGAAGGACCGAUGAUCCACAGCGGGGCGGUUAUUGCGGCUGGGAUAUCCCAGGGUAAGAGUACCACGCUGAAGAAGGACAUGAAGGUGUUUCAGUACUUCCGGGAUGAUCAUGAGAAGAGGGACUUUGUGGUUGGGGGAGCGGCGGCGGGUGUGGCCGCGGCUUUUGGAGCACCGAUUGGAGGCAUUCUGUUCUCGCUGGAAGAAGCUGCUAGUUUUUGGAACCAGUCGUUGAUCUGGCGUACGUUCUUCGCUUCCAUCAUCAGUAGUUUUACGCUGAACGUCGUACUGUCGGCUUAUCACGGUUUGAGCAGCUUCCGGUAUCGCGGUCUUUUCAAUUUGGGAGAAUUUAAGCCGCUUCCGUUCGAGUACUACGAACUACCGAUCUUCAUGCUGAUGGGAGUCCUGGGAGGAGUCUCCGGAGCCAUCUGGAACAGUGUCAACACGCGGAUCAACCUGUUCCGGGCACGCUUCGUCAAGUAUCGCUGGGCCAAAGUGAUGGAAGCGGCCUUUGUCGCGAUCAUCGGAGCGACCGCUGCCUGUGCCAUGGCCUACAGCCUCAACGAUUGCCGCCCACUCGGGAACGAUCCAACGGAAACUCCCGUUCAGCUGUUUUGCGAGGACAACGAGUACAACGCGGCGGCCGCUCUCUGGUUCCAAACUCCGGAAGCUACCGUGAAAGCCCUGUUCCACGAUCCUCCCGGCUCCCACACAAUCCUAACCCUGGCCGUCUUCGUCCUCAUCUACUACCCACUCUCCUGCAUCACGUACGGCCUAAGCGUCUCCCUAGGAAUCUUCAUCCCAACGCUUCUGGUCGGCGCCGCCUGGGGUCGUCUCUUUGCCUCAUUCGUGGUCCUCGCCUUCCCAGCUUCAAGCGUGUUCAUGAACCCCGGAAAGUACGCCCUCAUCGGAGCCGCAGCCCAGCUCGGUGGAAUCGUCCGGAUGACGCUCAGUCUCAGCGUAAUCCUGCUCGAAACGACCGGAAACAUCGCCUUCGUGCUGCCCAUCAUCAUCACGCUGAUGUCGGCCAAGUGGAGCGGAGAUUACUUCAACGAAGGCAUCUACGACACGCAGAUCCGGACGUCCAAGGUGCCGAUGCUGCCUUGGCACGUCGAACCCAGGCUAGAGAACGAACUGGCGGAGAACAUCAUGAACGCGCCCGUCGUUUGCGUGCGAAAACUCGAAAAGGUCAACUACAUUAUCGAUAUUUUGAAGAACACGACCCACAACGGAUUCCCGGUGAUUGAGAGUGAUGAAAAUGACACUCGCGAGGACGGCAAGCUGAUCGGAUUGAUUCUACGAUCGCAGCUGGUGGUCAUCCUCAAACGAAGCAUGUACGUCGAAACGGAACGGCACUGGCGCGAUCUGGUCACGAUCGAGCAGUUCCGCAAGGAGUACCCGCGCUAUCCAACGAUUGAUGACCUUCGCAUCAGCGAGGACAAAACGCUGAAAAACUACACCGUCGACAUGAGCACGUUCAUGAACCCCUCGCCGUACUCGGUGAACCCAGACACGUCCGUGCCGCGCCUGUUCCAGCUGUUCCGGGCACUUGGCUUGCGCCACCUGGUGGUGGUCACACAGGAAAACCGCGUCCGCGGCAUCAUCACCCGGAAGGACUUUCUAAAGGACGAUUGAAUCUCUCUCACCCUGUUUGAUGGUUUUUGAACGGAACUUUUUUAAUUUCAUCGUUGAAAGUGCCACAGAAAGUGAUAUUAUCUAAGCUGAGCGGCGUGUGUGUGUAUCUGAUGAGUCCGUGACGGAACAGUGCGCUUAGUAUUCUACACGGGAGCGUGGACCAAAACCACAAUAUUUUACACAGUUAACUUGAAUAUAUAGAUUUUAAACAUUUAAGAUAAA